CCGUGGCUUCGACAUGUCUAGGGAGACAUUGAUCCUGGAUAAACUGAUAUCGCAACUCGAAUCAUCUCCUCAAGAUAUACGAGCCACGUUGAACCAUCAGUCCAUUGUUCGCCCUUACGACGCCGUUCGCCCCUUCGAAAAUACGGUAAACACUGCUGGAAUCUUGUUCUCAUUCCGAGACCACCCUUAACAUGGAGCCUUAAUAGUCAUCAGCUUUACCAUUCCCUCAGGCAAUUAGCAAUGGUGCCGAGGAAAGGCAGAUGAAAAAUCAUCGACUCUGAAAAUGUCGAGCGAUCCCAAAGCUGUUCGCCGCUAUCAGGCUGGUGUCGAGAGAGCGUUAGGACUAUUCGACGCGUCAAAUGAGUGGGCGGAUUAUAUUGCAUUCCUCAGUCGACUUGGAAAGGCGCUCCAAGCAUCGCCGCCUGACACCGAUGUCCCGUUCAAACCGAUACUGGCAAAGUAUUUGGCGCUUUGUCUAAAACCGUCAUUGCCGUCCGGCGUACAUCAGAAAGCUUUGGAAGUCUAUAACUUGGUCUUCACUCUGCUAGGCAAAGAUGGCCUUUCUCGAGAUCUCUCCAUAUGGCUUCCCGGAAUAUCUCAUACUCUCACGUUUGCUUCAUUGACCACGAGGCCGCUCUUCCUCGCUCUUUACGACGACCACUUGCUACACCUUUCCAGCCAUGUUCUUAGGCCAGCCUUGAGAGCCACUAUCUUGUCUCUCCUUCCUGGUAUCGAGGAGGAGAACAGCGAAGAUUUCGACCGUACGUUUAACACCAUAAAUCGUCUGAGACAGAUAUUUACGGACGACAAUUCUGAGGCAUUCUUCUGGCAAAGUCUGUUCCUGGCUUCCAUUACGAGUGUUAGCAAAAGACCAGGGGCCCUAGUCUAUCUGACCAAGCAACUUCCAAAGUUGGGGCCCAAUGGCUCCCAAGAUUCUUCACAGACAGGUUUCAACGUUGAGGGACCCGUAGAGCUUGAUACUCAUAUCAAAGCAGUCACAACUCCUGAGCCUGGGUUGCUUGUUCGCUGCUUCGCGACCGGCCUCCAAGAUGACCAGCCUCUGGUUCAGAGAGGAUUUCUUGAUCUACUGGUCUCACACUUGCCGCUUAAUGCCCCUUUGUUGCAGCACCAUGUCGCUCCGAAGGACCUCGAUGUCCUUGUAACUUCUGCUAUGUCUGUAGUACUGAGAAGGGACAUGAGUUUGAAUCGGCGAUUAUGGACCUGGUUUGUUGGCAGAGAAGACAAGCGAGAAGGUUCUGCGGACAUUUCCCAACCCCUCACAAUCGAAUCGCCUUCGAGACCAAACAAAAGUGUUGCAGCACCAAGCCGCCAUGAGUACUUUUCGGCCUAUGGAUUGGACUCGGUAGUUAGAAGUCUUGACAGGAUGCUGAAGAAACAAUCUCCACAUCCCGUUGACAGAGCACGACCCUUUCGGAUCCUGCUCUCGUUGAUGGAUCGUUGGGUGAUUGGCAAAUUGCCCGUACAGGCUUUGUUCAUACCAGCAAUGCAGGACCUACAGCAAUAUCAGAGAUCAGCGCCGUCCCAAACAUCCUUUGACGAAGUUUUUCGAAGCGCGAACGUCUUCUUUGAUGCCACUGAGCCUCAAGUUGUAACCAGCCAGUUGUUCCGCUUGCUUGAGAAGAAUGACUUUGAGCUUAUCGAGUUCAUGAUCUCCAAUUUCAACCUACAGGAGGAAGAAAUGGUCACCAUUCAUCUGCCAAUGCUUUGUCUCGCAAUCUCCGACAUGCUGGCAGUAAGCACCGGCUCAACCGUGACUGAGAAUGGAGCUCAGAAACAGGGCCAUGCCUACGAACAGCCGCUAUCCAGACUUCUAGAAGCAUUUAUCAGCCUGCUUCCGUCGAAAUCAACUGAAGGAGAUGUUCAUGAAGCACAAGAACUCCCACGGGAGAACUGGAUGGAGAAGCUCGGUGCGGUUUACAAUGAAUUCUCCCAUGUGAAGAAGGUCCUCGUCAAGGCUGUUCGACCUGCCCUCGCUGAUCAGAUUCUUUUGCACAAUUUGACCUUGGCUGUGCUCCAAUGUCUGCGUGAUGAGUCUCGGAAGAGCUUGACCGGGUCGCUUGUCAAUAGCUUAACGAAGGCCAUCUCUAGGAGCGGCAACCUCGAAACCUUUGGUCAGCUCAAUCUAGGCGAAAGGCUUUAUGACAACCUCGUCUCUCACUCCAAGACCAGUACAUCCGGCGAAUACGAAGUCACCCGAACCAUUGCAAGGAUAAUGGACGCCCUCUUCGCAUUUGAUGCCAACAAGAAAGUCCUCACGGAUCAGCACCUGUUGCUUCUCAUUCCUGCACUUGUCCAACGCCUGUGGGAAGCUCUGCUGCCUUCCACCCCUCAAUUCCAUGUCGAGGCAGUUGAGCAGAUAUGGAAUCUCCGUGUGAUAUCUGGGGCCUUACUUCUAGUCGACAGUAAGAUAAUGGACCUCAUGUGCGAACAACCAUCUUCAAGUCAGGUUGCUGAUCAAGUUGCACGGUUCUCGACUCUAUGGAUGCACACGCGAUUUCCGCAAGUCAAUGCAGAGCUCUUUUCCUCGUCUCAUCGCAUUGAGGAGGAGGAUAUUCCUUGGGCGAUGCUCCGACAGCCUGUAUUGCAUGUCUUGGACACCAUUGAUGUGUCAGAGCGGGAGGAUCCUCGACGGGUCUGGUUGAGUAACCUUCCGUCCAUCCUUCCCGUCUUCCGGAUACUUUAUAGCGAAUACUUGAGUGUCGCAGAUAAGCAGCUUGCUUUACUUGGUCUCCAUCGGCUUCAGAAACUCAUAUCGAUUGCACAGACGUCUGGGACCCAUCAAGGAGAGCUCUUCGCUCUCGAUGGAUCCGCAGGCAUGUUGCUCGACAUGUGCAUGGAAAACAUUUCCAACGACCAAAGUGACAAGGAGACUAUAAGGAUGACACUAUCGAUUCUACGAGUCCUAGUUGAAGAGACCGACAUACGAGGCGCGCAAGAUUUAAUGGCUCUUCUGUUGCGACGAUUAGUCAAUGCUGAAGCUGACAAUGCCACACAAGAAGAACUUUUGGAUACGUUACAAACGAUCUUCACAAGACCGAACAUUGGUCCUCCACCCAACGAGCUUAUGAACAUCCUCAUCUCUGGCAUAUCUUCUGGGAAGGUGGACUCGAACAUUGAUAAAUGGAUUACACUUCUGUGCAAUAUCGUACCACUUUACCCAACCCAACAUUUACUAGCUACCAUGCUUAAACUUACUGCUUGUUUCUGUCAGCGCAUCAAAUCUUACUUUGCUACACUUCAACAGCUAUGUGAGAAACGCGAUUCUCUUGAUCCUGCCAACAAUGAUGUUGAUAUAUCAAUCGCUAAAUAUCCAGAGAGAUCGAUCAACAACCUUCUGGCAGGGCUUGAAUAUAUCCUUGCGAGGGCGCAUACGCAUCUAGCCGAUCGUCCUACAAGCUCCGAUGGUUCAAUCAAUAAUCCUGCCGAAAUUGUACAGUCUCGUGCCGUCGCCAACAAUAGACUAACUGUUAUUUUGUGCAUGCAAGACACCAUUAAACUCUGUGGAGACAUCUGGGCCUGGAGAAUUCUCAGACAUUCCUCUGGUACAGUUGUUGACACAAAAUCGUUCGUGUAUCUGUCCUCCAGGUUACGAACGAGGACAAGAAGAAUCCUGGAGCACCUGUCAGAUGCUGAACCACAAGAAUGCCUGGAAACACUGAUGGGUAUGUGGAUAGAAGGUGCUCGUCGGAAUACCGAGCAAGAUGCUACGAUGAACCUAAUGCAAAGUCUUGAUGGCGCUCGCCCAAAGUUCAUGAUGCCUGCAACUUUCAACGCAAUCUACAACCGGACAAAUCCUACAGCACUUGACCAGUCACAGCGAUCGAGUUUAUCUGUUGAUGUCACAGCUCUUGAUCUAAUGUCCUUCUUGAUAGCGUACACCAAGGCUCUGGAAGAUGAUCUUCUGGAAGAAAUUUGGGCCGACUGCACGGCAUUUCUUCGCGAAGUGCUUGCAAACCCCAUGCCGCAUCGUCAGAUAUUGCUUCAGUUGCUUCAGUUCGUUGCCGUGGUGUGUCAGAAAAUGGAGAAUACCAAUUUUGGCGAGAUCUCGAAAAUGCGCCGUGAACUGGCAGAUCUCUGUGCCAGGCUGUUUACUGCCAUUUUCACCAUCCGACCUACCGGUCUGGAUUCGUCAUUGCAAGGCGCAUCGGAUUCUAUUUCUGGUCGAAAAGGCACGAUGCAAGCUGGAAAUGCUAUCCACAUUCUUUCCGAAUGCUUACCAGUAAUUGGGAAUGCGUUGGGAGAUCAAGACAAACUGAACAAUACAUUGACAGGUGUGGCGGUACAUAUCACCGGCCCUGCAUUGAGGUCAAAACAAUUCCCUCAAUCAGUCAAUAUCGACAUUCUUCAGCUGAUACUCUUGAUGGCUAAGUCUCAGCCAAAUAGUAAAAUCUGGAAGAAGGACCUACUCGAUCUAUUUAAUGAUGGCAGAUUCUUCCAGUCUCCUGCUUCCCUAGCCGACAGAGGAUGGUUACCACUUCUGCGGCAAGUCUGGUUAGUGGACAAGGGUUUGAUGACCGACCUUGUGUCCAAAUUGACAGCUCCUACCACCGCUGGAUUGGUGUUUGGAGUGGGUGCUGCUGCCGCGCGUACGGAAGCUGACAAGAAAACCCAGCUCAUACUGAGACGCAUCGCACUCUUCUUACUCGCCGGCGACACAGAUACCUUUGUAUCUGAGAUAGGUCAAAUCAUCCGACGGUUGGAGGAGCUUCUGACUGCCACACCGUCUUCAUCACCUUCGUCGGCCACACGCGGAGACAUAUAUCUUGUCCUCCGAGCCAUGGCGCUCUCCUUCUCUCAGGUGCAGCUUGUCUCUAUAUGGCCAAUCGUUGAUGUGGAGCUGCGUGAUCUGUUCACCAACCUCCAAACCGGAGAAGAAUCUAUGUUUACGGGUUACUCGCAAAUACAAGGAGCGAAGCUCCUCGAUCUGCUCCUGAUCCUAAAACCCGAGGAAUUCCAACCACACGAAUGGGUAUUUGUGACAGACACCAUUGAUGCCGUGCAUCCACCGCAAGAUUUCAAGUCCUCUGCAAUAGCAGACUCGUUGACGACACGAGGCGGCAAAGAGAUUGAACUUCCGUCAGUCACGGAUAACGAAGCGAGAAGACCCUGGCUUUGUACCGAGCUGAGUCGAGAAGCAGAAGAUGCUCCAUCACUUUUACGGCCAUUUUUUAGACAUCUGAGUAUUCAUGCAUUUGAAGACACCUACAGCCUCCAGGCUAUUGACCUCGAAGCAUGUAGGACGGAUCUCGUGGCGGAUGUAUUUGCGGACUGGGGAGACAGGUAGCUUCCCAUCCAUAGCUGGAGAGCCUUGUCAUGGAGUAUCCGUAGCAAAAAAAUUCGAUUACCCCCGUACGGAAGGCAUGCGGUGAACAAGGGCUGCGAAACCCAUAGCAUCCGAUGGCCUCGGAAGUGGCACUGACAACUAACAAAGGUCCCGGGAAGACGUCCCGUUCGGUACCGGUAGGGACAGCCCGGUACUCAAGAAAAUGAGGGAGAGAGAGGGAGAUGACCCGCGAAUCGCCCGAGACGAGGUGGCAGUGUCCGAGGCUGUAGGUGGAGAAAAGCCGCACGUUACUGUACAGUUCGACCUUCCUUAGAUCGGGUAGUGAAUGUGAUUGAUGUGCUUGC
Molecule: messenger RNA, 5649 nt
Organism: Exophiala oligosperma
Lineage: Eukaryota; Fungi; Ascomycota; Eurotiomycetes; Chaetothyriales; Herpotrichiellaceae
Exons: 1
Coding region: 284-5305 (1673 amino acids)
Biological process (GO): Golgi to endosome transport
Cellular component (GO): endosome; trans-Golgi network
Source: RefSeq, a predicted model, not a curated record